Solanum dulcamara is the source of this 1416-nucleotide messenger RNA. RefSeq names its product transcriptional regulator STERILE APETALA-like. NCBI's taxonomy places the organism in Eukaryota, Viridiplantae, Streptophyta, Magnoliopsida, Solanales, Solanaceae. Gene Ontology annotation, molecular function: protein binding. Bases 1 to 1338 code for a protein of 445 amino acids. Gene Ontology annotation, cellular component: preribosome, large subunit precursor. The transcript has 3 exons. The record is from RefSeq and is a predicted model, not a curated record.
AUGUCGUCUUCAGAAGAAGUUGGAGGAGGAGGAGGAGAUGGUGGAGGUCCGUCGUCUCGAAGACGACGUAGAGGUGUAGGAAAUAAUGGUGUUUGGCCGGAGCCAUUUUUGGAGGCAUUGGCUACACAAAUGGCUAUUGAUGCUUCUCGUUCCAUUGGUCGUCUUGUUGCUGCUCAAGCACUCUCCAAUGUUUUUCAGGUUUGUUCAACAUGGAGGACAGUGUCACGGUCCGAUCUGCUAUGGCAAAAUUUAAGCAACCGUAUAUGGAAUCGCCACCACCUUCUCCGUCCAACAUGGCACGACGAAUACGUAUAUUGGCACCAAACUUCCAACAAUUAUCGCCACCGUAGAUACGUAUACCACACUCUCCAUUUUGUACCAUCAAACAACGACGACAACCACAACAACGACAAUCUCUCUUGUCGUCGUCUCGCGUUAUCCGACCACCAUUUAGCCGCCGGAUUCUCUGACGGUUCGGUUCAAUUGUUUCAUCUACCUACUAGGGUUCAUUUGUCUACGUUCCGUCCACAACAACGUGACCGGCUCGGCCGGUAUUCUAGGGCUAUUUCGGGAAUUAUUUUGUCUGAUGAGAAACUCGUCUUUGCGUCAUUGGAUGGUGAUAUACAUGUGGUGCUCAUUGGUGGGGCGGAGCAGCCUCCGCCCCACCGUGCACAUUUAGGCGACGUUGUGAAUGACGGCGCUUUGGUGGAUUUCACCGGUUGUGACCGGUGGUGGGUUGGCCUCUAUGCAGGUGUUCCGGGGCGGGCAUUUCACGUAUGGAAUAGUGAAACGGAGGAACUAAUCUUCGCCGACGGCGACUUAACCGAUCCCGAGGCAGUAACAGGUUGGCACCUCCUAACCGAGUUAACCGACCUCGUGGGCCGGGUCAGGAUCACAGCCCGAGACACUGCUGUGACAUGCACCGGCCCACGUCUCGUCGUUAUCGAUUUACUUAACCAAGGGUUGAUCCUCCGAGAAAGAUCCUUCCAACAAGAGCUCAUCGUAGGAUCUUUCGACGCCACGAGCGAGUCGCUCGUGGCGGUGGACGUUCGGAGCAUUGCCACCGUCCAUCGAACGGAGGAUUUGGAUGAAUCGUGUAGGUUUAACGUGCGGGGCGCGUCGCAACGUGGGGUGGUUGGAAGCAUGAAUAAUAGUGGAUAUGGAGUAAUGUGUCUAGGAGGGGUUAUUAUUAGGGUUUGGGAAGUAGAAAAUGGAGUAUAUCUAUAUAGUUUAAGGGAGAGAAUAGGAGAGGUAAAUGCCAUGCAUGCAGAUGAAAGGCAUAUAGUAGCUUGUUCUAGUGAUGGUACUAUUCAUUUGUGGGACUUUGGGGCUCAAUAAUUAAUAUGGGGAUUAUUAUUAAUUAGGACAUUGGAGUUUCCUAAUUGGUAUAGCAGAAAACAAUUAAACACGACUAAU